Messenger RNA from Diospyros lotus (date-plum), 660 nucleotides. RefSeq lists its product as uncharacterized. The record is from RefSeq and is a predicted model, not a curated record. The transcript has 2 exons. NCBI's taxonomy places the organism in Eukaryota, Viridiplantae, Streptophyta, Magnoliopsida, Ericales, Ebenaceae. The coding region runs from base 80 to 514 and encodes 144 amino acids.
AUUUCACAAAACAAACCCUAAUUGCCAGCAAGACCAGCAACCCCAAAAGACGCAUCUCAGCUUCAAAUCUCAACCCAAAAUGGCUUUGUCUUGCAAUAGUGCUGCUCAAAACCCUCUUUCUCAGCCACCAAAUUCCAUGAAGAUCAAGCUGGCUUCAGACAUCAGCCAGAACACGCCACAUACAGUUCAAUUCCCUGCCCAGAAAAGAUGCUUGAGAUGCAACACUAGCUACCAAGACAAGGAUAACUCCCCAAUUGCUUGUUCUUUCCAUGGCCACACAACUGGAGAGAAGGGCUUGUUCGCACUGGCGCCUCCUCAUCAGGGGAUUGAUGGAGAGUGGAGUGAUCAAUCAGGAGUAAUCGUCUACAAAUGGAAUGAUAAGAGCAAUAGACCGAACACGGGAAGAUCAAACUGGAAAAAGAGAUGGAGCUGUUGUCAAGAGUACAAUGAAAACGCUCCACCUUGCCGGCGAGGAUGGCAUGUCUCAUACGACGAUGGCUUCACCAUGCACUAGGCUAAUUAGCCCCAUGGCUGAUCAUUUGUAUUGCCAGGUAUCAUUCAUUCAGCAGCACCCAGAUAAGAGUAAGCUCCCUGUAAUGUCUCUACCAAGAACAGAGUUGUAAAAUUGAUUUCUUGAAUCCAUUGUAGAAUUUUGGUACC